UGCACCUGAAAAUAAAAUAAAAUAAAAUAAAAACCCUGACAGGGAGUGCAUUUCUUCAUCUAUUUCCUGUUAGAAAAUAGAGCAUAGGGUUUAGAAAUUUUGUCGACGAGCUUUAUGCUUUUGAUCGAAGAGAAGCAGAAGCAGAAGCAGAGGAAGGAAAGGAACCCGAUCGACUUCGCUGAGUCCCGCGUCCAGGGAACGUUCGCGCCCUAAAUUUCUCCAUUCUAUCUUCACCAAUCUUGCAUUGCAUCCUUCUUUCCUUCCUUCCUGCCUCCCGCUUUCUUCUGUUGACGCCACUUCUGAAGCGCCAUGAAAGCCAGAUUGGUUGUGUUCCCGCUUCGUGGAAGGAACUGGUGCUUCUCCAGAUCUCUCGACCCUUCCCUUAAUCAACAUUCCUCUUCAUCCGGCUCCCCUUCUACGUUUCGGGAUCUCUGGCGCAGCAUCUCUUCGUCCGGCUCCUCCGCUCCUCGCAAUGCCCAGCUCAUUGUCGAUUUCAUCGCCAACAAGAUGAACGGAGCUUGGAUUGGUAUGGAGAAAUCGCCCGAUGGCACUCUCAAGAAGAAGAUUCAUGGAGUAGGUUUGAAGCUACUGGCACGGGUUAAGCCUUCAGAGAUUUUCUUGAAGUCCAUAUCCAGGGACGUCACCGGCGUUGAAAUAGUAUACCCCGUCAGUUUAAAUGCACGGUUUGUGCGACGAAGGUUGCGCCAUAUUGCAGUUAGGGGAGCUUCAAUCCACAAGAAAUACUUCUAUGGUUCAAUAACAUUACUUCCAAUGACCUCUGCGUUGAGUGUACGUUUUACCUCUGCCCAAUAUCCCAUUCUUUUGGGUCUUAUUCCGAACUUAUUCCCAUUGGCGAGCUCUGCAGGUCUGGAAGUGAGACACUCCUUAAGCUGGUGUCCGAUAGCUCAUGGUCUGAAAAAUGUGCGGUUCAAAAUGGUGGACAAGGUCAAACUGAGAAGGGCAAUGACAGCUCCAAGGACAAAUCCCCUUGUUCGCAAGGUUCUCCGUGGUCUAGUCACUUGUGUUUUGGUUAGCUUGAGGACGAGCAAGGUGUUGCAGCCAUCAAAGGAACUUGAGGAGAUCAUCAUCAGGCAGCAGGAAGACGAUGAUGAUGUUAGCGAAGCUGCAAUUGCUAGUGUUUGCGAGAUGUACGGACUAGACGCGAAAGAUGUGUUGAAGUUUAAGGAUAACAUGUUGUAGUGUAGACUAGUACUAUUUACUUUAAGAUGCCUUCGCCUUUUCUUGUAUAUCUGCAGGUAUCAUUGAGUCCAAGUGAGUGUAGUAAUAACAUACAUAAUUAGGCGUUCUUUAGAUAGGAAGCAGAGCAACAUUCAGUUCUUGCUUUGUUUUAUUUGACUUUCACAAAAAUGCAAGCAAAGGCAGGAAGAGGAGUUUUGUUUGCGGACGAAUGCUCCCGACCACUUUAUCGACAUUCUUCUAAGACUAUACAUCGUGCACUUGUCA
Messenger RNA from Linum tenue, 1464 nucleotides. The record is from the annotation of a GenBank genome assembly. NCBI's taxonomy places the organism in Eukaryota, Viridiplantae, Streptophyta, Magnoliopsida, Malpighiales, Linaceae.